Acanthochromis polyacanthus (spiny chromis) is the source of this 6535-nucleotide messenger RNA. RefSeq lists its product as uncharacterized. Bases 5427 to 6293 code for a protein of 288 amino acids. The transcript has 2 exons. NCBI's taxonomy places the organism in Eukaryota, Metazoa, Chordata, Actinopteri, Pomacentridae. The record is from RefSeq and is a predicted model, not a curated record.
CGGGUUUCAUAAGCCAGGUGCACAGAAUGGAACAGCAAAACAGGUACCUGCACAGAGGUUUUAAUGUUUAUUGCACCUCAACAGACCACAAUACAACUGUAAUUAAAGUAUUUUCUGCAAGCAUUUUUCUUCAAGUAUUAUCAGAAAAGUUAGCACUUUAAAUGUGAAGUUCUUUUAACUUGCUGUGGUGUAAAUUAAAUAAAUCAAACUUCCACAACUGAAAAAAAAUGAAAUUGACUCAGAUAGCAAAAUAUCAAGGUGAAAACAAAAGCCAUGAAUGGAAAUUGAGUUCUGAUCCGAAGGUUUGAAAUCCUAAAAGAAAAAGAGGUCCGUGGAGUUUCUCUUGUGCUUUUUUGAACAAAGUGCUUUAAACUCUCUAGUGUAAAUGAAAUAAAUAAACCUGAAAUAACUUAAAACAACUGUUGGGCACACAAAGCUCCAAGUAUUUUCUUCAAAAGAAAAGUAAACAGUUUAGCAAAAGUGCUUUUAAAAUAGUACAGAAAUGUGUAUGAAUUUCUUGAACAAGUCCAACCUUACUUCCUAAACAUUCAUUCCUUCAUUUAUCUAUCCAUCCAUACACUCCAUCCUAACACUCAUCUGUCCUUGCAUGCAUUCAUUCAUCCCCCCAGCCAUUAGCCAUUAAACCAGUGAUUGUAUCUUAAAAGUAGAAGCUUUUCAAACUUUAGGUCAGAGAGCCUCUUUGGAGUGAAGAUGAGUUUGCCUAGGCUAAACAGUCUCUCUACGGGAGCACUGGAUGGAGGGGCUGCAUUGUAUUUUAGUGAUAUUUUCUUUAUGAGUGGAAAUGCAUGAAGAGUCCAUCCCUUGUGCUCCUGAUUUGAAGUAAUCCGCGAUUUGACUUUCUGCAGUAGCAGAAGCGUCGUCCUCAUCAUCAAAGGCAAAGAACUCAUCCUCUGCUGUUGAGUCGGUACGUGUUGGUGUGCUGGUGGUACCUGUUUGCUGGUCUUCGCCUCCAGCAAUUUUACGGCAUUCUACCAGCAGGUUUGCCUUGGCCUUGUCCUUCCUGUUCUGUGCCCGCAGCCAACGGAGUUUGAACCUGGGUAGAGUCACAGCAGCCAACACAGCGCUCUCGCUUUCCAGCACCUCUGCAAAUCUUGUUUUUAUCGCCUGAAAUGACAUGUUAUGCAAAGAACAUAUUAUACUGACUAUCUACAAACACAUACAUGCACAGAGCAUUACGCAUUAUGGGCUUUAUGAAAAAAUAAUUUUACAUUACAUUUUUUCCAUAUUGUAUGGAUGUAUUUAUUGUAUUUAAAUAAUAAAUACUAGUUCUUACCGUAACAAUUUCCUCUGGAAGGUCAAUGAGGAUUUGCAGGCCACUCUUCAGCUCCAGGGUCUUGAACAUCAGUGUCUCCAGUGUGGGUAAGAGAGUGCCGUAGAAACAGUUGUCCUCUCCCUGGAGAAUAUCUAGGGCUACUGUUAGUGGCUUCAUUGCUAGACAGUACUCCCUGAGGAACUGAUACUCUCUUUCUGUGAUGGCUUUCAAGCCGAACUUGGAGGAUAUGGUGUUCAGUACUAUAGGGACCUCACAGAUUCGAGCAAGGGCAUCGUAAAAAGAGUUCCAUCUUGUAGUACAAGGGACUAGCAACUUCCUUUCAAUGACAUCAUCCACAGUCUCUGCAGCGACUGUUGAACGGCUAGCCUUGCUCCAUAAGGCUGUCCAUUUUGUCGUAGCACUUCUGUAUACUGCUUUUUGUUUCUGGUCUUGACAGAAUCCAUUUCUCAACAUCAGUACAUGAAACAAGGUUUAAUGUAUGAGAUGCACAUCUCUGAUGUGGUGGCAAAGCAAUCACAACAUCAUCAUCAUCGUUGGCAUCACCAACAGUGUUUUCCAAGACCAAGACAUUAUAAAUGUUCAUAAAAGUCACCUCAUCCUCCUCAUCCUCAGAGUCAUCCUCCUCGACUGGCUGAUGCUUUCUGAAGGCCUUGACGAAAUUAGAGCCAUUAUCCGUGACAGUUAUGUUAUUUUGAGAGAAAUGCCAUAGGAUGAGUGACUAUUAACAAGCUCAGUGGCAAUACUGUCAUGGGUGUGACGGCCCUUGAAUCGUCUGCAUGCCAGGGCAGCCUUCCUCCUUUCCAUGCUGUCUGGAUGUAUCCAAUGUGCAGUAACGCCCAGAUAGCUUUUAUUAUGCGCAGUCCAGAUGUCUGCAGUAGUAGAGACAUAUUCCAACUGUUCAAAUCCUUUUUUGAGCUCGAUGUUCAUUUUAACAUGCUCUUCAUCAAUGUAUUUAGAAAAUGUCUUUCUGCAUGGCGGAUCUGCCCCUCCUCUCCUUGGUAUUUUUCGUAUGAGGGCUCUGAAGGAGUCUGAAUCAGCUGUUGACAUCGGCAGCAUGUUUUCAACAACAUAACGGCCUAUCAGUUUGUUAAGUUCCGUCUGUGUCACAAGUUUCUGUGGAGCUGGGGCAGAAAAUCCAGCUUUGGCUGCUUGGACGGCUCCGUGUCCUUCGUUGGCUGAGCUCACAUUAACAGAACCUGGCCUGCCAUCAUUAGCGGGUCAACGGUGUUUUUAGCCACUAGCGUAGGAGAAGCGUCUGCAGUCGAAAGGUGCUUCAUUAAAUUUGAGUUGCUCGUAUUGGACGUUGACAAACUCUUUACUCUGGGACGACAUAAUGUACACUCAACAUGUACAUUUUCGCCUUUUACCUCGAUGAGGUUGAAGUAGUGUCUGUAUUUCCAUCUUGAAAACGUCGUCUUUCCUCUCAACUCCGGACUGGCCAUCUCAUCAUAGUUUGUGUGUGUGUGUGUGCUGCUAUGUGCUGCUGGGUUUGUGUGUAAAGCAGCACCUGCCCACCUGAUGUCUCUGGUUGGCUGAACAUGAAAUCUUACUCUAUCUUAGCCAAUCAUCAUUACGAAGGCAGUUAUCGCUCCCCUCCCUUCCCACCAUCACCAAAGGAGGAAAAAAAAGAUAAGUCGGAUGACAGCUUCAGUAAAGUACCGCAUAAACGGCGUGUUGGUAACAGUAACGGUAGAGAAAGUAAUCAGUUAGAUUACCCGUUUCUGAAAAAAGUAACGCCGUUAUUCCCAUCACUCCUUAUCACCAUCAUGUAACAUGAUGAAGUCAGAUGGAGGCUGUUUUCCACCUGAACAACCUGACCUUAGACUCAGUAUGGCUGCAUUAACCAACAUGAAGCCUCACAGUCUGAACAGUGGAUUUACAACCAUUGUGGUUCAAAUGUGUAAACUGUGUAGACUCACACAUGGAACCAGAAUAAUUCUACAUGUAGAGGAAUGUCUGAAUGGAGCCUCAUCCUCCACCAGAAUCUGAUCAAGGUCAUAAAAGGUCAACUGUGAGGAAAACCUCACCUCUGGAGAAGAGGAUUUGGAUUCUUCACGAUGACCUUCUGAUGUCCCUACCGUCUACAUGGGGAGUAAUAACUAGUGGAAUAAAAAUGAUAAAGUUAAAAAAAACUCUUCCUUAUUAUUCUGUGGAAGAAAAUGUCAACAUUUAUGACAAAUCUGAAACAGUUCAUGAGUUUGAUAUUUAGUAGAUACAGACCCUAGACCUGCAGCAAAUACGACAUAAAACAAUAAAAGACGAUGAAAACUUCAUCAUGAAUAAUGUGAACAGGAUUUUCCUUGGUAAGGUAGAGAAAGAAGAAAUACUGAACAUUGUUAAAGGAUCCACUGACUGCAUGGACAUGAUGUUAGUAAAAAAAUAUAUUGAAUUAAUGAGUGAACCAUUUCCAACUCCACCAUCGUGUUUGUGGAUGGCAGUGCAGUCGCUGGUGAAUGGUGUGAAGAGGGCUGGGCUGAAUGCAGCCCUGUGGUGUUCCUGUGCUCAGGACCAGUGUGGAGGAUGUCCUGUCUACCAUUGUCACCCUCUGAGGCCUGUUGGUGAGGAAGUCCCUGAUCCAGUGACACAGCGAUGUGGACAGUCCCAGGUUAUGGAGCUUCAGCGUCAGUUUGUCCGGGCACACCGUAUUAAAAGCUGAACUGAAGUCCACAAACAGCAUCCUCACAUCGGUGAUAGGAAGCUGCAGGUGGGUCAGGGCCGUGUGAAGAGUCAUGGAGACCUCAUCCUCUGUUGAUCCGUUCUGCUUGUAGGUGAACUGAUAUUUAUCCAGACCAGCAGGAUGACGUCCUUGAUGUGCUUUAGGACGAUCCUCUCAAAGCACUUCAUAAUCAGCAGAGUCAGAGCAACAAGGCGGUAAUCAUUCAGGCAGAUGACAGCUGAUUUUUUAGGCACAGGCUCAAUGAUGGAGGUUUUGAGGCUAACAGGUGUUGUGAUAUGCAUGUUGUUGUGUCGUGCUUCCACCAGAGGGCACUAGGUGCUAACUGAGGAAUGUUAUGAGGCAGGAAACGCGAAGAAGACGCUUCCUGUAACAUGGCGAGAUGAAUGUAAAGCAACAAUGCUAGACUGUUUUAUUAAAGUUUGAGCACAAGCUCAUUUGUUCAUAAAAGUGAUAUCUCAUCAUUUUUAACAAGAACAACACAACAGGGACUGUGGCAAGCUGCAAGGACAGGUUGAAAAUGUCCAGAAAAACUCCUGCCAGUUGGUCGACACUGCUGAGGACGCCUCAUCAGUCCAUACCUGUACGGUUCUGGUGGUCGGUCUCGCCCUGCAGAUCAGAGGUUUAUCGGCUGGGAUCAGGUUCACAGAGAUGUGAUCCGACAUGCCCAGGUGUGGUGCAUCAAAGCAAUAAAUAAAAUAAAACAGUUACAGGUCAACAAAAGGCCUGUUGAAACGUUUUCAGCUGCCCCAUUGAAGCUCCACAGGAGUCCAACGAUCUCAGCUGCAGAGGAAGAACAUUCCACAGUUUCGGUGUGAGAGAUUGGAAAGCACAAUCAUCGCGCCUUUUACACCUGGAACAAGGGACAGGAAGUAAUUUUUGUUGGCCUGACCUGAGAGCUCUGUUUGGGGCGUACGGCUGAAGGAGGUCGGACAGAUAGCAUGAUGAUUGGCCACAUAAAGCCUUAAAAGUAAUCACCAGUAUUUUAAAAUAAACAUGAAAAUUGAUCAGGAGCCAGUGAGGAGAGGACAGGACCAGCGUGAUGUGGGAUCGUCGUACUAUCCUAUCUCCACUCUGGUUUCUGUCAUUGUGAUUUUCACACGUUUAACUGGUUUUAGAAUAAGACAAUCUAUAGAUUCUGCUUUCACCUGCAGCAGAUUGCUGAAGGUGGACUUUUGUUCUUAUCAACUGCUCUUGGCAACAAUUCAGUGAAACUAGUGAUGGUAAAUUCUGUAGAAAUGGGAAACAAAGCAGAAGGGUGGAUCAGUUGAAUUAGUGAUAAGGAUAACUUUUCACAAACAUUUCUGCAGAAAACUGCGGUCACACCUGAUGAUUUCACAACACACAGCAGCAUGUGUGUCUCCUAUAUAAAGGCAGCAGACUGUGAGUUAGAACAGCAGCAUUCAUCCACCAGGUGACUUCAUCCAGCCAACCACUGUCUGCAGAUACGAAGACAACAUGUCCAAGUACAUCACCGACCUCCAAGUGUCUCUGAAUGAGAAUGAGGAGAGUCAGCUCCGUGCUCAAGGCUUCAAGAAAAUUGAUGUAAAUCUGAACAAAGGUGCUGGAGGGAAAAACAUCUACAUCUGGUACAAGAGAGGCGACUCUGGAGCCAUCACCAGGAUCCAGUUGUCCUUCAAUGAUGACAUGAGUAAGGGCCUGAACAAGGCAGGGUACCAGAAGAUCCCCAAAAACCUGAGCACCGGAGCAGGAGGUAAAGACCUCUAUCUGUGGUUCUUCAAGGGUUCCUCAGAGUACCAUGUUCCCAUCGUGGACCUGGACGUAUCCACAGUCCAGGAAGCCCAGAAGUUUAAAUCUGACCAUGAGAUACUGGCCUGUGAUCUGAACCAGGAUGCUGGAGGAUCUCAGAUCUUCCUGUCAGUGAAGAGAGAGAAGGCAACCUACAUCUCUGACAUCGCCGCCACCAUCAACUGGCAAGGAACAUUCUACUAUUUGUACAACGGUUACACCCUAGCAUGGCCAGACACCAAUUUAUUAGCAGGAGGGGACUACAUCGCCCUCUGGUACCGUCAGACCACGAAGCCUGAGGAGGCCAUCAAAGACCUGCAGGUCUCCAUCAAUGACGACGAGUAUUACGACUUUAUGUUCCAAGAUUACAAGCUGGUGAACAUCGAUCUGAACAAGGGGACCGGAGGAAACUCGGUGUUCCUGUGGUCCAAGAAAGACGACUGCACCUGCUACCCCAUCAAGGACGUCAGUGUCAUCCCCAUCGUUGAAGCUUGGGAGGGUUGGAAGGUCAUCCAAAAAAGUCUCAAUGAAGGAAACACUUCUCCAGUGAAGCUGUUCCUGUGUUUCCGUGACUGAAGUCACCAUGACGACAGAGCUGAGCAUGCUCACUGAGCACAAACCAGAGAAUCCAAAAUAUCUCUGUUGAAUCUCUAAGUUUUUCUCCUGUGAUGAAACCAUGAAAUGUGUUCAAUCACUGUGAUCUCACAAGUUUGAUCCCUCAAACAUGUAGAAUCAGUCAACCUGUGUGUUCUUCAUUGAUUCUGUUUCUCUUCAUUCUGACUUUCUCUGAUUCAAUAAAGUCUCAUCUGCAUCUCAAA